Molecule: messenger RNA, 1713 nt
Organism: Phlebotomus argentipes
Lineage: Eukaryota; Metazoa; Arthropoda; Insecta; Diptera; Psychodidae
Product: probable cytochrome P450 4ac1
Exons: 4
Coding region: 39-1559 (506 amino acids)
Molecular function (GO): iron ion binding; oxidoreductase activity, acting on paired donors, with incorporation or reduction of molecular oxygen; monooxygenase activity
Source: RefSeq, a predicted model, not a curated record
AGUUUCGUUGCAAUUGAAAGUGAAGCACUUGCUCGAGAAUGUUACACUUCUUGGUGGGUCUUUUUGCCUUUCUGGCCAUUGCUACAAUCCUCCUGGAGCUGUUCUUCCGGAGUCUGCCCAGCUACACGGCCACCAUUGGCAUUGGUGGACCCUAUCCGAAGCCUUUCUGGCGUGGCUUGAAAUUUGCCCUCACUCUCAAUCGAGUGAGCAUUUUCGCCCUAUUUCGCACGUAUGCAGAGACAUUCCAGAAGUCUUACGCCUUCUUCGGCUUCGGGCGACUCUAUGUGCACAUCAUAAAAGCCGAAGAUAUGGAAAAAAUUCUAAACUCUUCAAAACAUGCCAAGAAGAGUUUUAUGUACGGAUUCUUAGUGCCAUUCUUGGGAGAUGGUUUGCUGAUCAGCGGAGGGGCAAAGUGGGCGCAGAGACGAAGGAUUCUCACGCCAGCCUUUCAUUUCAAUAUCCUACAGCAGUUCCUCAAGAUAUUUCAGGAAGAAAGUGUGAAGCUUUCGCAGAAGCUCAUUAAUCUGGACCCGGAAGAGAGAGGAAUAGUCAAUCUUCCUCCGUUAACAUCCCGACAUACUCUGGACACGAUCUGCGAAACUGCAAUGGGAGUCAAAUUGGAUUCUCUGGAAGAGCCAGAUGCUUAUAGGAAUAAUAUUUACAGCAUUGGCAGAUUGCUUAUCGACAGAAGCCUUCAGCCUUGGCUAGCCAAUGACUUCAUGUUCAAAAUUCUUGGCUACAAGGAGAAGUUAGACAAACUCCUCAUGCCAAUUCAUUCUUUCACAAGAAAUAUCAUCGAGCAGAGGCGAGUUCAAGUGCACGAAGUGGGCAACAUUCCCGUGGCAAGUACCAGUGAGGAUAUCUACAGCACGAGGAAGCAGAGAUAUGCUAUGUUAGACACGCUGUUGGCAGCAGAAAAGAACAACCAAAUAGAUGUGGAGGGAAUUCGGGAGGAAGUGGACACAUUCACUUUCGAAGGUCACGACACAACAGCAUCUGGAAUAACGAUGAUUCUCUUCUGUCUGGCAGAAAAUCCGAUUGUUCAGGAGAGAGUUUUCAAGGAGAUAGAGUCAAUAAGAGGGGAGAAGAACGGGUCAUCGCUGGAGAUUGCAGACUACAGCAAUAUGGUUUACACUGAUCGAGUGAUUAAGGAAUGCUUCAGAUUGUAUCCUCCAGUUCCGUUCAUCUCGCGAGAAUUGACAGAAGAUCAGGAGAUCAAUGGAUACCCCGUGACGAAGGGAACAAUGCUGGCACUCCACAUUUACGAUCUCCAUCGAGAUCCUGAGGUAUUUCCUGAUCCCGAGCGCUUUGAUCCGGACAGAUUCCUGCCUGAACAUGUGGAGAGACGCCAUCCUUUCGCUUAUCUUCCUUUCUCUGCCGGGCCGCGUAAUUGCAUUGGCCAGAAAUUCGCCCUGCUGGAAAUCAAGACGGUGAUCGAGAGCAUCCUGAUGAACUUCCGCCUUUCUCCCAUCACUCAUCGCGAUGAUAUUGUCUUCAUCGCCGAUCUUGUGCUGAGGACCGAAGAUCCCAUAAAGAUCAAGUUCACAAAGCGAUCGUGACCGAAUUGAUCUGAGGAAGUAUAAAUAAAAUAUCGCCGUUCUUCUGAUAAGUAACAAUACUCAUUGUUUAAAUUCUGUUUACAUAGCAAUUUACAUGCUCACAAAACACUCCACUGAUGAAUAAAUUAUCUUAAAUGCUAACCAGCAAAAAUUA